Messenger RNA from Rangifer tarandus platyrhynchus (Svalbard reindeer), 2862 nucleotides. The record is from the annotation of a GenBank genome assembly. Lineage: Eukaryota; Metazoa; Chordata; Mammalia; Artiodactyla; Cervidae.
AUGGAUAAUCUGAUGCCUCAGUCAAGAUUCUCUUAUUUCAAAAAAUAUCCUCUCCAUGCAAUUAGAAAAUAUUUAUCGAUGCUGAGAAACCAAAAAGAGGAAGAACAGGUUGCACGUUUUCAAAAAAUUCCUAAUGCUGAAAAUGAGACAAUGAUUCCGGUAUUGACAUCAAAAAAAGCAAGUGAAUUACCAGUCAGUGAAGUUGCAAGCAUUCUCCAAGCUGAUCUUCAGAAUGGUCUAAACAAAUGUGAAGUAAGUCAUAGGAGAGCCUUCCAUGGCUGGAAUGAGUUUGAUAUCAGUGAAGAUGAGCCACUGUGGAAGAAGUAUAUUUCUCAGUUUAAAAAUCCCCUUAUUAUGCUGCUUCUGGCUUCUGCAGUCAUCAGUGUUUUAAUGCAUCAGUUUGAUGAUGCUGUCAGUAUCACUGUGGCAAUACUUAUCGUUGUUACAGUCGCCUUUGUUCAGGAAUAUCGUUCAGAAAAAUCUCUUGAAGAACUAAAUAAACUUAUGCCACCAGAAUGCCAUUGUGUGCGUGAAGGAAAAUUGGAGCAUACACUUGCACGAGACUUAGUUCCAGGUGAUACAGUUUGCCUUUCAGUUGGUGACAGGGUUCCUGCUGACUUGCGCUUGUUUGAGGCUGUGGAUCUUUCUGUUGAUGAGUCCAGCUUGACAGGAGAGACAACACCUUGUUCUAAGGUGACAGCUCCUCAGCCGGCUGCUACUAAUGGAGAUCUUGCAUCAAGGAGUAACAUUGCCUUCAUGGGAACACUGGUCAGAUGUGGCAAAGCCAAGGGUAUUGUCAUUGGAACAGGAGAAAAUUCUGAAUUCGGAGAAGUUUUUAAAAUGAUGCAAGCAGAAGAAGCACCAAAAACCCCUCUGCAGAAGAGCAUGGACCUUUUAGGAAAACAACUUUCCUUUUACUCCUUUGGUAUAAUAGGUAUCAUCAUGUUGGUUGGCUGGUUACUAGGAAAAGACAUACUGGAAAUGUUCACUAUUAGUGUAAGUUUGGCUGUAGCAGCAAUUCCUGAAGGUCUUCCCAUUGUGGUCACAGUGACUCUAGCCCUUGGUGUUAUGAGAAUGGUGAAGAAGAGGGCGAUUGUGAAAAAACUACCUAUUGUUGAAACUCUGGGUUGCUGUAAUGUGAUUUGUUCAGAUAAGACUGGAACGCUGACCAAGAAUGAAAUGACUGUUACCCACAUAUUUACUUCGGAUGGCCUGCGUGCUGAGGUUACUGGAGUUGGCUACAAUCCAUUUGGGGAAGUGAUUGUUGAUGGUGAUGUUGUCCAUGGAUUCUAUAACCCAUCUGUUAGCAGAAUUGUUGAGGCUGGCUGUGUGUGCAAUGAUGCUGUAAUUAGAAAUAACACUCUAAUGGGGAAACCAACGGAAGGAGCCUUAAUUGCUCUUGCAAUGAAGAUGGGUCUUGAUGGACUGCAACAGGAUUAUAUCAGAAAAGCCGAAUACCCUUUUAGCUCUGAGCAGAAGUGGAUGGCUGUUAAGUGUGUGCACCGAACACAACAGGACAGACCAGAGAUUUGUUUUAUGAAGGGUGCUUAUGAACAGGUGAUUAAGUAUUGUACUACAUAUCACAGCAAAGGGCAGACCUUGGCACUCACCCAGCAGCAGAGAGAUCUGUACCAGCAGGAGAAGGCCCAGAUGGGCUCUGCAGGGCUCAGAGUUCUUGCUUUGGCUUCUGGUCCUGAAUUGGGACAACUGACGUUCCUUGGUCUGGUGGGAAUCAUUGAUCCUCCUAGAACUGGUGUGAAAGAAGCUGUUACAACACUCAUUGCCUCGGGAGUGUCAAUAAAAAUGAUUACUGGAGACUCACAGGAGACUGCAGUUGCCAUCGCUAGUCGUCUGGGAUUAUAUUCCAAAACCUCCCAGUCAGUCUCAGGAGAAGAAAUAGAUGCAAUGGAUGUCCAGCAACUUUCACAAAUAGUGCCAAAGGUUGCAGUGUUUUACAGAGCCAGCCCAAGGCACAAGAUGAAAAUUAUCAAGUCUCUGCAGAAGAACGGGUCGGUUGUGGCCAUGACAGGAGAUGGAGUAAAUGAUGCAGUUGCUCUGAAGGCUGCAGACAUUGGAGUUGCGAUGGGUCAGACUGGCACAGAUGUUUGCAAAGAGGCAGCUGACAUGAUCCUGGUGGAUGAUGAUUUCCAAACCAUCAUGUCUGCAAUUGAAGAGGGUAAAGGGAUUUAUAAUAACAUUAAAAAUUUUGUUAGAUUCCAGCUGAGCACGAGUAUAGCAGCAUUAACUUUAAUCUCACUGGCUACAUUAAUGAACUUUCCCAAUCCUCUCAAUGCCAUGCAGAUUUUGUGGAUCAAUAUUAUUAUGGAUGGACCUCCAGCUCAGAGCCUUGGAGUAGAACCAGUGGAUAAAGAUGUCAUUCGUAAACCUCCACGCAACUGGAAAGACAGCAUUUUGACCAAAAACCUGAUACUUAAAAUACUUGUUUCCUCAAUAAUCAUUGUUUGUGGGACUUUGUUUGUCUUCUGGCGGGAGCUGCGAGACAAUGUGAUAACACCUCGGGACACAACAAUGACUUUCACGUGCUUUGUGUUUUUUGACAUGUUCAAUGCACUGAGUUCCAGAUCGCAGACCAAAUCUGUGUUUGAGAUUGGACUCUGCAGUAAUAAAAUGUUUUGCUACGCAGUUCUUGGAUCCAUCAUGGGACAGUUAUUAGUUAUUUACUUUCCUCCACUUCAGAAAGUUUUUCAGACUGAGAGCCUAAGUAUACUGGACUUACUGUUUCUUCUGGGUCUCACCUCGUCGGUGUGCAUAGUGGCAGAAAUCAUCAAGAAGGUUGAGAGGAGCAGAGAGAAGAUCCAGAAGCCUGUUAGCUCGACAUCGUCAUCUUUUCUUGAAGUAUGA